Messenger RNA from Ylistrum balloti, 4581 nucleotides. Its product is annotated as leucine-rich repeat-containing protein 40-like. Lineage: Eukaryota; Metazoa; Mollusca; Bivalvia; Pectinida; Pectinidae. Gene Ontology annotation, molecular function: protein binding. The coding region runs from base 639 to 2468 and encodes 609 amino acids. The record is from RefSeq and is a predicted model, not a curated record. The transcript has 14 exons.
AGUGGGUUUGUGUUACUUGUACAUAUAGUGUCUCGUCCACUGAAAGGUCGAAAGGCCUUAACAAUGAGCUUAAAACCAGUUUAAUAGAUAAAUGAAUAAUUAAAUUAUUGUAUAUAGUGUUAAAUACCGUCUCUUUCGCUCAGUCUUGUUUCUUAAUAGAGCUGGCUUUGUAGAGCUGGGUUCGAUUCCUGGGCGGGGCAUUCGACAGAAAUAUCAUGCGAUUCUAGCCUUUUCCUCGAUUCAGCAGGUUAUAAUAAGUCAAUAAUAGGUUCAUCAGACAUGUUUGUGACACUGAACUUAGAUUUUGUUUAGUUUUCCCGAUAUGUUACCAAAGAGUGUCUUUCUAAAUUAUUUAAAGUGUAUGUGAUUAAAAUGUCCAGAUGGCUUUUGUUGAAGAUUUAAAAGAAUUCAGUCAAAUAUAGAUUAAAAGAAAACUACACAAUUUCAAACAAUAACAUGUAGAUAUAUACAAUUCUGAAUUUACGCCGAAGCAAUAGGGGGAAAUGAUAAGUUUUUCCGGACAGUGGCGGCUUGUAAGUUAGUCUACUACUUCCGGUUCUCGAAAUGAGAAGUUUUUUCAACAUCUGAGUAACUUAUUUGGUCGUCAGCCCAUUUAACAAUUAAAUGGUUAUUUUACCAUGGCAACUAGAGGAAGACGGGGAAGGCCACAGUUGAACCCAGGAUUUGGAAAAGCAGAUACUAAGAAUGGAUCCACUGUCCAUCCGUCGAUCCUUAAACAAGCGAGGAAAAGUGGACAGUUGAACCUCUCUGGUCGUAGCUUCACUGCAGUCCCUGAUGCUGUGUGGAACCUCUAUACAGAUGUGCCUGAUGAGAGUAAAGACGUGUGUCUAGAUAAUUCUGAAGACAGAUGGUGGGACUCUGCUGAGUUGACCAAACUCAUCUUGGCUUCUAACUGGCUUACAUCACUGGCUGAAGACAUCAGUAACUUUGGAGCAUUGACAGUCCUUGAUUUGCAUGAUAAUCGUUUGGAGUCCCUUCCUAAGACACUUGGCAGUUUGAAAAACCUUCAGAAGUUAGACAUAAGCCGAAACAAACUGUUCGAGUUACCAGAAUGCGUCACAGAGGCAGUAAGUUUGAGAGUACUUCACAUGGCUCACAAUCAGAUCACAAGGAUAGACGAACGCAUCGGUAGUCUCAACAACCUGGAAGAUCUGGACAUGUCCAACAACCAAUUGAUGGCACUACCACGGAGAAUAGGUCACCUGUCCAGACUAAGCAAGUUUAAUGCUUCAAACAACAAGAUACAGAGACUACCACCAGAAGUUGGUUCAAUGUUUGGUCUACGGUACUUUGACUUGACACAUAACGAUCUCGGGGUGCUGCCAGAUGAAUUGGGACAACUAUUGUACUUGGAGCAACUCUAUGUACGACACAACCACCUUGCUGACAUCCCAUUACUCAGUCAAUGUAAUAAGCUAAAGGAACUACAUCUAGGUAAUAACCGAAUCCAGCAGAUAACGAUGGACCACCUAGAGUGUCUUAAGUCUGUGACGGUGUUAGAUCUUCGUGACAACCAGCUAGCUGUCCUCCCAGAGGCCAUCACUUUACUAGAAGGACUGGAGAGGCUUGACUUGUCAAACAACAAUCUUCCUGGGCUUCCUUUUACCUUGGGUUUAAUUGUAUCUCUGAAAUCUAUUGUUCUGGAUGGAAACCCUAUGAAAUCUAUCAGACGUGAUAUCAUUAUGAGAGGAACAAUGGAGCUAAAGAAGUAUCUACAGAGUCGUAUAGAUGAACCUAAACCCCCACCAAUCAGCUCCCAGGGGCUGGAAUCUACAGAGGGUCAGUCAGGAAUCAUAGGGGGCUCUGGUGAUGGGGUCAGUGCUCACGACAUGCACACAUCUAAAUUAUUGGAAUACAGUGGGAAGCAAGCUACAGAGGUACCAUUAGAUGUUUGGGCUGUAGCUGAGAAGUCGGGAGUCAUGACUGUAGACAUCAGUAAAAACAAGUUCUCUGAAUUACCUGACAAUCUGAUGCUGCUACAGGACACACUGAAAGUACUCAACCUUGGUUUCAACCGCUUCACUUCUCUCCACCAAGAUAUCAGUCUGUUCAUGAACCUUGUGUCCCUGGAUCUGAGGAACAAUUCUUUGUCAGAGCUGCCUUCGGACAUGGAAUCUCUGGAGAAUAUGAGAGAUGUUUUCUUAUCAUACAAUAGAUUUACCAUCAUUCCUCCGGUGUUGUUUGAGUUGAAGAAGCUAGAGAUACUGUUUAUGGACAAUUGUAAGGUGGACACAGUAGAUGCUGCUGGUGUGUGCUCACUCCCCAGGAUAGGAACUCUAGAUCUACAGAAUAAUAAUAUAUCACAAGUUCCUCCAGAACUGGGCAAUUGUUCUCAACUCAAGAGCUUGCAGCUUGGUGGAAAUCCCUUCAGAAAUCCUAGACCAGCUGUGCUAGCUAAAGGAACGCCAGCACUUUUAGAAUACCUUCGUAACAAAAUAGUUUCAUAAUUCGUGUGUAAUUUCCAGUUUUCAUAAUUGCUUUGUGUUUGAAAAGAAAGAACUGGUCAAGAGUAAAUAGGAUGUGAAAUGACUGAACUGACCAAUCCCAAUCAGCAAAAUUGUUUUGUGCUAAAUUUUAGAAAUAUUUACAAUAUUGAGUCUAGGAGGUUUUACAUCCAGACCAUGUUUGCCCCUUAACUUCCCAGACACAUGUACAAGUUUUGGGUGGAUUUUAUUCUCAUACCGAGGAGAUAGGAACCAUUUCUUCUUAGUGCUUAUAUCUACUUAUUACUGACGUCAAUGGUUUGGAUAUGAUUCAGAUAUCCACAUAUCUAAGUAAACAAGAUUUACUGGAAGUUGUUGAAUAAUGGGUUAUUAUCAUAUAAUGUGCCAACUUGAAGAUGAAUAGAUGUACACGUGUAAGAGAAUUUAUAUAACAUUACUACCCCAAUAUACUGUUGAUUAGAAUAACUUAUGCUUAUAUACUUAAUGUUACUUCCAUUUAGAGCGCUAACCUGUCAUGUUAGAACUUUAUCACAGUUCAGCAUAUUGACAGAAGAGAGGGGCUGCACUGAAUCAGUCUGUAGAGCAUUGACCUACAUUGAGGUGCAUGCUACGACACUCCUUACAACACUUCUUACCCAUGGUGGUUUGUGUUUCUCAGGAAGCUGAGAAACAGACUGGUCUGUACUGAUAUCAUGGUGUUACUCUGGAUGCCUUGCAACAGACAACCUGUAUAUUGUUCAGUGAUGAAGCUACCAACUUCUACACUUUACCCAGCCUUAAAAUGACCCUGACUGUUCAUGGGUAGAAAAGCACACUAAACAUGAUAAAGGACAACUAAAACACAAAUAUGUAUAUCGGGUUACUAAACAAAACAACAUGUGUCCUCAAAUACUGUAUAAAGAGUUGUACUUAUCCUGGUUUAUUGUUUUGUAAAAUUUCAAGUUCUUUAUAUAAUAACAAAUGAAUGUGCUUAAUGAUACAACCGUAGCUUACCGGGUAGCUACUGAAUUGUAGUUUGUGGGCUUCAUACAAACACAAACAAUGAUUACAAUUGGAAGCAACCUUUGGAAUAAAUAACACUUUAUCUUGAUGAGUUGUAUUUUUCAGUCUGAAAAUAGAAUCUUUCUUACUCUCUGUAUGUGUGAGUUGUAAGUGUACUAUUGCUCAAAUGGAGUUCACUCUCAACCAAUAAAUUAAAGCAUAUUUUGCACCAGUGUGUUCAUCAUCUACUUUAUAGUUCACAUUGUUUUACAGUAUUCUGAAGUGUGGUUGUUUGGAUUCACGUGCUUGUUGCUGUUUUGAGUGAUGUGUAAUAUAUAGUUAAGUUUUAAACAUUUUGUAUUCAUUAGGAAAAUGUAUCAGUGUGUGAAAGGAAGAAAAAACCUUUGAGCUUCACUACAAGUAGAAUCUAAGUCUUCAUAGUGUAAAAGGAGAUGUGGCCUGUACAUAGUGUUAAAAAGGUCUCUGUUACUCUGCUGUUGGAGAAUGCUUUUUGACUUAGUUGGUAGAGCUACAGAUUAUAGGCAAGAAACACAAGAUCAAUUGUUUUGGGUCUGUGCAGGAAUUUGUUUUUCCUUUUUCCUCUUACUCUGAUGCUGUGACCCUCUUCUGGUUAUAUCCAGCCAUGUUUGUGUGUUGUGGGUAACUAGACAGUCACAGACUGGAAGGUUUUAGAAUAAGUUUAGUUGGCCUUAUUCCAUGGCAGGUGGAUUGCUUGAUACUGAAAUACAGAUUGGUAAGGUGACCUGGACACUUCACUUCCACAACAGCAUGACCUUGCAUGUUUAGAAAAUCUCGUUUCUUCAAUUCCAUUUUUAGUACAGUAGUUUCUUAUUGAUAGCCGAGUUAAAAGCUUACUGUGGAUUAUUUUUGCAUAUCAAUUACUUUGUAGUUGAGGACAUUGGGGUCAGAGGUUAAUUGUCUAUUCAGUGUACCUUGUACAUAAUGUAGGGGUUUUUUUCACAAUCUGUAAAGUGAAUCUGUGAAUGAUCCAUUCAUUAGGUUUUCAAAUCAGUAAUAAAUGUUUACAUUUGUGUGAUAGAUUGAUAAAGCAAAUGAUGUAUAAGAUUAAAUUUAUAAAUUUUCAAUAAAAUGAUUAUUUAAGGAUUAUUACAAA